AUGGCGCAGCAAAGCGUGGAUCCAUUUACUGGUGUCCCAACGGAGACCAGCGAAAGUACGAGCUCAGAAACCCCAUCCGCAACACCAGGAUUCUUGCACGGCUCCAGCUACCCCAGCAUCGACGGCACGUGCGGACCGAACCACGACGACAUGUACUGCGACACCAGCGGCUUCGGCGAAUGCUGCAGCAAAUACGGCUACUGCGGAAGCUCCGCCGACUACUGCGCCCCAGGCCAAUGCGUACCAGAGUUCGGGAUAUGCUCGACUGGGGACGGUACGACGCCUAUAGAGGCCGCUCAGCCCACCUGUAUCGUCUCGCUCAAGAAGCCGUAUUUCUGCGGUACUAUUCCGGACUUUUCGUCGGCGGAUAAGGCGUCUUGUAUCCAUGCGGCGGAGGUCUGCGCGAAUCGGGCAGACGAGUGUACGGCGUCUGUGGAGCAGGAGAUAACCACCGAGUCCAUGGUGGAUCCUGGAGCUGUGGAUACCUGUGACAGGUUCGAUAGCUUCUGUGAGAUUCUGGGCGUGUAUUGUGCUACUCUGGCAGGGCCGGUGUGCAAGAGGAAUGGGAGUUGUGAAGUAUGA
Molecule: messenger RNA, 582 nt
Organism: Coniosporium apollinis CBS 100218
Lineage: Eukaryota; Fungi; Ascomycota; Dothideomycetes
Exons: 2
Coding region: 1-582 (193 amino acids)
Molecular function (GO): chitin binding
Source: RefSeq, a predicted model, not a curated record